CCUGUCCGCGCGGCCGCAAGGUGGGCUCCGCGAAGAGCGAGCGGGGGCUGAGCAUUUGCAGAGGCUUUCAGACUGAAAAAGACUCUCUUCACUCACUGACAGUCUCCACCAUGAUUCACAGUCUUUUCUUGAUCAACUCCUCUGGGGAUAUUUUCCUGGAGAAACACUGGAAGAGUGUGGUUAGCCGUUCCGUUUGUGAUUACUUUUUCGAGGCACAAGAGCGAGCGACGGAGGCUGAAAACGUCCCUCCGGUUAUCCCCACCCCGCACCACUAUCUCUUAAGUGUUUACCGUCACAAGAUCUUUUUUGUGGCUGUGAUCCAGACGGAGGUGCCACCUCUGUUUGUCAUCGAGUUCCUCCACCGGGUUGUGGACACGUUUCAGGAUUAUUUUGGAGUCUGUUCGGAGCCAGUGAUAAAAGACAAUGUGGUUGUGGUUUAUGAGGUGUUGGAAGAGAUGCUUGACAAUGGGUUUCCACUGGCUACCGAGUCGAACAUCCUCAAAGAGCUGAUAAAGCCGCCCACUAUCCUUCGAACUGUUGUCAACACCAUCACAGGAAGCACCAACGUGGGCGACCAGCUUCCCACUGGGCAGCUGUCCGUGGUACCUUGGCGACGAACGGGGGUGAAAUACACCAACAAUGAGGCCUAUUUUGAUGUGAUUGAAGAGAUUGAUGCCAUCAUUGACAAAUCAGGGUCCACUAUCACUGCCGAGAUCCAGGGGGUGAUUGACGCCUGCGUCAAACUGACCGGAAUGCCUGACUUGACACUUUCCUUCAUGAACCCCAGGCUGCUGGACGACGUCAGCUUCCACCCCUGCGUCCGCUUCAAGCGCUGGGAGUCCGAGCGCAUCCUCUCCUUCAUCCCCCCCGACGGCAACUUCCGCCUGCUGUCCUACCACGUCAGCGCGCAGAACCUGGUGGCGAUUCCAGUGUACGUGAAACAUAACAUCAGCUUCCGGGACAGUAGCUCACUCGGCCGCUUUGAAAUAACGGUGGGGCCUAAGCAGACCAUGGGGAAGACCAUAGAGGGGGUGACCGUCACCAGCCAGAUGCCCAGAGGCGUCCUGAACAUGAGCCUCGCGCCAUCUCAGGGGACGCACACGUUUGACCCAGUCACCAAGCUGCUCUCUUGGGAUGUAGGAAAAAUAAAUCCCCAGAAGCUCCCAAGUUUGAAGGGAACCAUGAGUCUCCAGGCCGGAGCUUCCAAACCGGAUGAGAACCCCACGAUCAACCUGCAGUUUAAGAUCCAGCAGCUGGCCAUUUCUGGCCUCAAAGUGAAUCGUCUGGAUAUGUAUGGAGAGAAGUACAAACCCUUCAAGGGCAUAAAGUACAUGACCAAAGCUGGGAAGUUCCAAGUUCGAACCUGAAGCGAGAAUUUCGCAAAGCAGACGGUCAUGAACACUUUUUCAUUUCUUAACCUGUCUAGAAGUAAAACCUAUCAGCCUGUCUUGUAGGUCUGUGCCCCCUCUGGACCCACAGGCUCCCGUUUUCCUUAGCCGUCAGCACCGUGGAGUGAAUCCAGGGAGACAGGGUCGCCGGGGGCCGGGGCAGGACCCACCCACCAGCAUCUCCAACCCAGUUCUCAGAGCAGAGGCGUGGGUCGCAGCGGGAGGUACCUGACCGCGUGUGAAAAAGACCAGCAUUUGUUACUCGUUCGGCUGUAAUUUUCUUCAGCCAAGGGAAGACCUCUUUGUUUUUUUUUAACCCCAGGGAAAAAAGAAUUAGAGCACACACUUGGAAGGAAACGAAUGUUAGUGGAGGAAGGUUUCUUGGAAGGCAUGGAGUGUAUGCACCCCAAUUAAAGUUAAGAGAGAGGGGCACCCAUCUCCACCCCUAGGAGGGGCUGCGAGGUACCGAGUGGAAUGAGUUUCCUUCUGAGCCCUCUGUUUGUAUACAGGCAUAAAGAUCUGUACUUCUAGAAGCAAGCUGGAAGCUUCUUUAGUUGGAUCCCCCUGCUGACACGGAAGCCCCAGCGGGAUGAGACUUUUCCCUCAGAGGCUGGGACGCCGCUCCCACCAGCUUGCAGAGGCUGAGGGCUGCCUGCCCGCAGCACCGGGCUGCCCUCUCCGGGGAGAGGGUGCCCUGCCCGCUCCCUGGGGGGCGGUGGUCCCAAAUACCUCUUUCCUUGAGCCCCGCCCCCCCCACAAACAGCUCCACUCCUUCACAGAAUUGCCGCUCCCUGAAGAGAGUUUCAGAGAAGCCAGCCCCGUCGGCCCCAGGGCGGCAGGCUGUGUGAGCCGCCCCCGAGGCCCAGCGGCUCCUCAUCCAUGUCCGUCGGGGGCUCCCUGGGGGCUGGAGCCUGAACCUCCCUUCGGCAUGCUUUCCCGCGGUCACUCUCAGCCAGACACUGACAGGAGCGGCCAGUCCUGGGGGCCUUCCAGCAACGACAUUUCCUCAGAGUCUCUUCUGUACCCCCACUGUAUAAUCUAUUUAUUAGCAACAUAUAUCGACUAGUCCAUGUUUGUUUUUAAGACCCCGCCCCCAGAUCCCUUCAGUCAUUGAAUAAAACCGAUGUUGUAGGAAGGUGGGUCCUGUUGAGCAUGUGCGGCCCGGUUCAGGAAACACGGCAGCUGAAGGUGGUCUGCAGGCCUCCACAGCAGGAGGCUUUCCAUUCAGCUCCGUGUGCCCAGCACCCAUUCCAGUGUUUACAGAUCAGACAGGUGUUUUUUGCAGCUUAUGAUGCAAUAUUGUGCUCUGCUCUGUGCAUGGAGAGAAAUGAAGACCUUGUGCUCUCCAAACCCUGUAAUUUUUCUCUAAUGCCCUGUUUCCAAGUACUUAGGUAGUGUGUUUUUGUUUUUUUUUUCCUAUAGUUUUCUCUUCCUACUUCCUGGAUUUGUUUUUUUGCUGCAGAAUAACGCUGCUUUGUGGUUUUGCUCUGGGAUCCGUUGUGCUGUGUCUCAUAGCCAAUCACUCCAAAAUUUGUCCUGGAUCCAAGAUCCCAUUCCUAGAAUAACGGAACUACUACUGCUGAGGGCUCUGGAGGAUUUUAGGGUUUCCUGGGUCACAGGAGACAACCCAUCUUGGUCCCUGAAUACCCUUAGAUUUAUAAGUCUAGCUGUCUUAUUCCGUCCAGGGCAGCUCAUCCUAAUUUCAAGGGAAGAAUUUAAGGAGAAGUAAAGUACUGGGGCUGUGGGGCCCACAGACGAUAGCAGGAGAGGCCGCCCCGAGCUGCAGACCCUUGGACUCCCCCUCACCCCAGUGGUGUGUUAGCAUAGGUGGUACCGGGUGCCCCCAGCAAGCCUCUCGGUUCCAUAUGUGUUUAACAUGCAGAAGCAUCUUCUCUGUUUAAAUCUUAAUAAAGUUGAGUG
Molecule: messenger RNA, 3308 nt
Organism: Budorcas taxicolor (takin)
Lineage: Eukaryota; Metazoa; Chordata; Mammalia; Artiodactyla; Bovidae
Gene: AP3M2
Product: adaptor related protein complex 3 subunit mu 2
Exons: 9
Coding region: 111-1367 (418 amino acids)
Biological process (GO): endocytosis; intracellular protein transport
Cellular component (GO): clathrin adaptor complex; cytoplasmic vesicle
Source: RefSeq, a predicted model, not a curated record